AUGAUACCGAGGGUUGCUAUGAGGCGUCGCUCUGCUGAAGAAGUUCCUCCUACAGAGCCAACAGAGAAAGGAAACAGGAAAAGUCAUACUAAUCGAAUCUGUUUGUUGGUCUCAUUAUCACUCUUUUUCUGGGCAUUGCUCUUGUACUUCCAUUUUGCUGUCAUAGGUAGCAGCAGCACUAACAUCGACAAACAGAUCCACUUGCAACCUCAACCUCAACCAUCAUCAUCAACCUCUCUCCGGGUAGACAAGUUCCCUCUCGAUCCUCCCAAAGAGAAAGAUAAACCUAUACUUCCUCCUGCUCCAGUAGCUAACACUUUUAACCCUCCAAGAAUCGUCGAGAAACAUGAGUUCCCGUUUGUCAGAGCGUUGAAGACAGUAGACAACAAAUCCGAUCCCUGUGGAGGCAAGUACAUUUACGUUCACGAUCUCCCCUCCAGGUUAAACGAGGAUAUGCUUCGUGACUUUCGCUGUCGACGUCAUCUUCAGCAACCGUAUGAAGCAGUACAAAUGCUUGACCAAUGA
Messenger RNA from Eruca vesicaria subsp. sativa (arugula), 525 nucleotides. The record is from the annotation of a GenBank genome assembly. Lineage: Eukaryota; Viridiplantae; Streptophyta; Magnoliopsida; Brassicales; Brassicaceae.